GCACAUCGCCUCCUGCAGGUGAUUGCCUUCACAUUCUUUCUGGAAAGCUGGGGUCUUGGAAGCAGUCAAUUGAAGACUUGAGCACACACCUGAGAGGUGAGCUGUAAGGAGGGGUGAGCCCCCUGGGAUGCGGCAGCCUAGGAGCAUCAGAUUUAUCAGUUCGAGUUACCUGAGGCCCUGCCGCUUUGCCAACCAUGUUUAACGGGGAGCCAGGGCCGGCUUCGGCCACCCCCUCCAGGAAUGUGGUGAGGAGCUCCAGCAUCAGUGGUGAAAUCUGCGGUGCCCAACAGGCAGGCAGUGGGCCCGGGAGCAGUGUGGCCAAAAAGCGGCGCAGCAGCCUGGGCGCCAAGAUGGUGGCCAUUGUGGGCCUGACACAGUGGAGCAAGAGUGCAUUACCUGUGACCACACCAGAAGGGACCACCAAGAAGCUGCGCAGCAACAUCCGGCGGAGCACAGAGACAGGCAUCGCGGUGGAGAUGCGGAGCCGGGUCACGCGCCAGGGCAGCCGCGAGUCCACGGAUGGCAGCACCAACAGCAACAGCUCGGAGGGCACGUUCAUCUUCCCUACCACUCGUCUCGGGGCUGAAAGCCAGUUCAGUGAUUUCCUGGAUGGGCUGGGACCAGCUCAGAUUGUGGGCCGACAGACGCUGGCAACACCCCCCAUGGGAGACGUGCACGUUGCCAUCAUGGAUCGGAGUGGCCAGCUGGAGGUGGAAGUGAUUGAGGCUCGGGGCCUUACCCCCAAACCAGGCUCCAAGUCCCUGCCAGCCACCUACAUCAAGGUCUACUUGCUUGAGAACGGUGUCUGCUUGGCCAAGAAGAAGACAAAAGUGGCUAAGAAAACCUGUGAUCCUCUGUAUCAGCAAGCGCUACUGUUUGAUGAGGGUCCCCAGGGCAAGGAGCUGCAGGUAAUAGUGUGGGGAGACUAUGGCCGCAUGGACCACAAAUGCUUCAUGGGCAUGGCCCAGAUCAUGCUGGAUGAGCUGGACCUGAGUGCCGCUGUCACCGGCUGGUACAAACUCUUCCCCACGUCUUCAGUGGCCGACUCGACCCUCGGCUCACUCACCAGGCGCCUGUCGCAGUCCUCCCUGGAGAGCGCCACCAGCCCCUCGUGCUCCUAAGGACCUCAGGAGGAAGAAGGAUGUGGCGGGGGAGAUGGAUCUGCAGCCACUCCCUGCCCCACCCCAGCUCCUUCCCUGUACAUAGUCUUCGCGUUUUUCUGGACUCCCUCGCCCCGCUGCAUGCCUGGUGGCUCCUGGGCCUGACCCAGCUGGCAGUGGAGACUGUGGCAUGUGCGUGUGUGCGUGUCUCCGUGUGCGUGCGUGUCUCCGUGUGCGUGCGUGUCUCCCCACAUUUUAGCUGUCCAUGUGUCUGGCCUGAGUCAGUCUCAGUGGCUUCGUGGGCUGCAGUCUUGUCUGUGUGUCGUUGAAAAGAAAGCCAAGGAGUGUUGAGUGGCAGGUCUCCCCGAGUGCAGGGCUGGAAGUGGGGCCACAGAGAGGCUUUUCCUUGCUGUGUGGCCCUGUCCCCGGGGCAGAGCUCACGUGUCCCUGGAUCUCUUCUUUGUGGGCUCUACUUACUUUUCUGUCUUGUCUUUUGUUCUGCUUUUCCUCUUCCAGCACUGCUGCUCUUUUUGAGGAAUGUAGCGUCCACCACAGCUGGCCACUGCAAGGCCCCUCUGGGAACCCCCUCCCCCUGCUCCCCUUGCUGAGGCAGCUCUUCUUUCUGAUGCACUGCGGCAUGUGGCAUGCUCCAUGCUCUUCUGGAGUCCUGUCAGGGAUCCUGGGACUAUGGAGUAGAGGAGCUGAGUGCUUGCAAAUGGCUUUCUCCCUGGACUUGGCCACCUCAGUUCUACCUGUUCACCAGGUCUGAGAGGCCAGGCUAGCUGGCAGGUAGCUUAGGGGAAGGCGUUGCCUCCUGUAGCCUUGUUCUCUGCUUCCCUCCCCAUAAGCUCCCAUAAGCCAAAGGAGCUCCUGUGGGCCCUGGGGUGCCGCUAGGAGGGACCAAAGCAGCCAGUCCCUGGAGAUGCCUGAGGGUGCCCAUCAUUGUUUUGUCUCAACCUGGAGUUUGGGGCUGAGGAGGCUCCAUGCCAUGCAGCUGACUGGAAUGAGGAGGGCAGAGUCUAUGGGAGCCACUGUCUGGAGCUUCUAUUUCACUUCUGGACUUAGCUGCUGGACACUGAUCAUUUGGGGGCUUUGUUCUGUUUUGUCCAUAGGGUUUUGUUUUUGUAUUUGCUCAUUUCCAGACCAGGGUUCCUGUCUGGGAGCUCAGAUGCGCUUGGCCUAAGCCUUCUGGCUCCUCAGACACCUGGCUCUGAACCCCGGACCACCCACCACCGUCACCAGCGCUGUACAAGCAAUACUCCUUUGCCUGCCUGCCUUCUUGUGCCCACUCUUGCCCCUUGGAGAGUGGCCUGUCCUGCCCCAGUCCUCGCCUGCCUCUGUUGCUUUCCCUCCUUAUGGAACCACAUCAACCUGGAUGGAGCACAUGAACCCUGACCUGAGGUGGCAGCUGGGCCCAGUGAUGGGUAUCAGUUUCUGGACUGACCUUCAGGAGGUGUCUGUCUGCUAGAAAUCCUGGACUAACUGGCUCAGGAAUGCCUCCUUUGUCUCCCUGGGUCAAUGAUAAAAGGUAAAAGGUUGGCCAGAAUGACCCUUGGGUCCAUCUCUGGUGGAGAGGAGUGAGACCAUGGAAGGGGCCAAGGUCUGGCAAUGUCUUUCUCUCUCUAUCUCUUCCUCUUCCCUGACAUCACCCCGACCAGUGACAGUGACUGGCCUAGAGGUGGCAUGUGUCCUCCAAGAGGCAAAGACCCAUCUCAGCUCCAGUGCUUAGAGACCAUUUAACCAAAGCUGAAGAGACAGGGAGAUGGGUUCUGAGGGAGGGAGAAGCUAGUAGCAUUUCUUCUCAAGGAACCUCUUUAGGCAGUAGCCUGAGUCCUGUAACCUCCCUCUUAGGGAAGCUGAGCUGGUCAGUGUCAUCCCUAAACUGAAAGCUGCUGCAUGUCUGCUGCUAUGAGGGGCAGAGGAGAACAGAGGAUGCAGAGAAUUGCCCACCCUCAGGGCUUCUGCAGCUGAAGUACAAGGCUCUGUCCUCUCAGUGGACAUGGGGAGAGGGAUGCAAGUCGCCUGCAAAAGUUUGCUUUAUGUUCUGCCUCUGGACUCCUCUCAGGAAGGUGUGACGAUCCCCAUGGAGAAGUGGAGGUAUUCAGGACAGGUGUUGACAUCACUGAGGUGACCCCCAGUCUGUGCAG
Molecule: messenger RNA, 3247 nt
Organism: Suncus etruscus (white-toothed pygmy shrew)
Lineage: Eukaryota; Metazoa; Chordata; Mammalia; Eulipotyphla; Soricidae
Gene: RIMS3
Product: regulating synaptic membrane exocytosis 3
Exons: 7
Coding region: 195-1121 (308 amino acids)
Biological process (GO): regulation of synaptic plasticity; calcium ion-regulated exocytosis of neurotransmitter; positive regulation of synaptic transmission
Cellular component (GO): cytoskeleton of presynaptic active zone; presynaptic membrane
Molecular function (GO): small GTPase binding; transmembrane transporter binding
Source: RefSeq, a predicted model, not a curated record